AUGCCUCGCCACUCAGACUCCAUCUACGAAGCUUCCGAUCAUCAAGAUAACCACCAACAGCAAGCUUCGUCCUCCAACUCUGCUCGACACCUGCUACACAACAGCUCUGCCCGAUCCCAAUCGCCCACAAUGAGCGCUGCCAACGCCCCGCACCACGAGGGUUCCUCGACCGGCAAGGGUCGUGCCCCCGACUACGAUGAGCACGACAACCGCACCGAGACCACGACCAACGGCGGUGGCCUUGGCUUGGGCCAGGGCGGCUUCAAGCCUCACGGAGAGAUGACGGUCAAGCCUCCCACCAAGGAGGACCUCCAGCGCAGCUACGCCAAGGUUGUCGAAGAGGACGCCAACCCCAAGGGCUGGUACGGAACUAUGAUCAACACUUUCGGCGCCGUCAUCGGCACCAUCGGUGCCAUCCCCUGCUGCAUCGUCUGCCCGAACCCUUACAAGAACGUCAACCAGGGCAACGUCGGCCUCGUCACCAAGUUCGGCAAGUUCUACAAGGCCGUCGACCCGGGCCUGGUCAAGGUCAACCCUCUCAGUGAGAAGCUUAUCCAGGUCGACGUCAAGAUCCAGAUGGCAGAGGUUCCCCAGCAGACCUGCAUGACCAAGGACAACGUGACGCUUCACCUCACCUCGGUCAUCUACUACCACAUCGUCGCCCCCCACCGCGCCGCCUUUGGAAUUUCCAACGUGCGCCAGGCUCUCAUGGAGCGAACCCAGACCACUUUGCGCCAUGUUGUCGGUGCCCGCAUUCUGCAGGAUGUCAUCGAGCGCCGAGAGGAGAUUGCCCAGUCCAUCGGCGAGAUCAUCGAGGACGUCGCCGCCGGAUGGGGUGUUCAGGUCGAGAGCAUGCUCAUCAAGGACAUCAUCUUCAGCCAGGAGUUGCAGGAGUCGCUCUCCAUGGCCGCGCAGAGCAAGCGCAUCGGUGAGAGCAAGAUCAUUGCCGCCAAGGCCGAGGUGGAAUCCGCCAAGCUCAUGCGCCAGGCCGCCGACAUCCUGUCGUCAGCACCCGCCAUGCAGAUCCGCUACCUUGAGGCGAUGCAGGCCAUGGCCAAGUCGUCCAACAGCAAGGUUAUCUUCCUGCCUGGCCCCGGCCAGACGAUGCCCAACAUUCAGCAGUCGCUCAGCGGCAACCAGACGGGCGAGUCGUCGGCCGGCGCCAACAAUGGCACGGCGGACUUCAACGACUUUGGAGGUCAGGACUCCGGCUUUCAGCAAGCUAUCAACUCUCGUGUGAUCGAAAACAUUUGA
Molecule: messenger RNA, 1254 nt
Organism: Colletotrichum higginsianum IMI 349063
Lineage: Eukaryota; Fungi; Ascomycota; Sordariomycetes; Glomerellales; Glomerellaceae
Product: SPFH domain/Band 7 family protein
Exons: 3
Coding region: 1-1254 (417 amino acids)
Cellular component (GO): plasma membrane
Source: RefSeq, a predicted model, not a curated record